This is a messenger RNA of Penicillium bovifimosum, 588 nucleotides long. RefSeq lists its product as uncharacterized. Lineage: Eukaryota; Fungi; Ascomycota; Eurotiomycetes; Eurotiales; Aspergillaceae. The transcript has a single exon. Bases 1 to 588 code for a protein of 195 amino acids. The record is from RefSeq and is a predicted model, not a curated record.
AUGAGUAACCAGGGUAAGGGCGCCGAAGGUAUUUCAAAGCAACAUGACCUCAGAUCAAGAAGAAAGAAUAUCGAGAAAUUUAAGGACGUUCUCGGCUAUUCCCAGGAAGGUAAACUGGAGCAGGCGAAAUCCGAUAGUGCCAAUGCUUCGAUGGGUAAAACUGAUGAGCACCAAGCGCGUCCGAGCGAACCCACCGAGGUUCAGUCGAAAUCUCCCUAUGACUCUCAGGAGGGGCAGCAGGAGUCUAGCAUUGAAGGCCAAGCUGGUCCGCCGCAGCCGGAAGAUGUAGAUAUGCCUGAUUCUGCUCCACCCGCCGAAGGGACGCAGAAUAUUCUUGAUAGGGUGUCCAGCACAGAUGGUAAUGACCUCGACGAUGACAUCUUGACAGACUUCAAAAGUCUGUCUCUUGGGGAUGACCAGAAUGGAGAAGUGGACGGAUGGGGAAGCUUAGGAAAAUCAUCUCGGUUUUUCAUCUUUCGGUUCGGACCCCCCGGAGGGGCAAAGUACAGACUUCCAACGGCAGUGAAGAUCUUUUCACGGUCAAUGAAGCGUUGUUCAGCGUCUUCGAGAGUUGGCAGUUUGUUGUAA